Poecilia reticulata (guppy) is the source of this 2589-nucleotide messenger RNA. The record is from RefSeq and is a predicted model, not a curated record. NCBI's taxonomy places the organism in Eukaryota, Metazoa, Chordata, Actinopteri, Cyprinodontiformes, Poeciliidae.
AUGGAGGAGGACUGCACUAUCAAUGCUAACUGCAGAGGAUGCAUUCAAUUACUAGAUAGUAAAGAUGAAAAUGAUGAUCCCUUUAGCUUUGAACUUUAUACUGAUGGGAACAAUGACAAUAAUGUUAAUACCCUUGACCUCUUUGUGGCACUGUUCCUCUGUGCUGACAGUUUCUUACAACAAGAAAUGGCACUCAAGUUGUCAAUGUGCCAGUUUUCUGUCCCGCUGUUGUUGCCACAUUGUAAUAACAGUCAGUGUGGCCUGAUGCUUUGGGCCUUGAGAGACAUCGUCAAAGAGUGGCGUCCACCUGAGCUAUCUGAAUCAAAAGGCUUUGCAGAAGCCAGUAUUGUCCAAGCAGAUGCACCAUUCUACUCUUUUGUGAGACUGAAAAACAGCAGUUUAUCAAAAUCCCUGUUGCUCAAUCAUGUGAUGAGCCAUGGCCAACAGCACAAAAAUAUCUUCAUGCACAGAGAAAUGGAGGGAGAGGCCCAUCAUAGAGAGAUUGCAAAUGGACUGGUGGAGAUUAGCUGGUACCUUCCCUGUGGAAGAGUAAAUGAUGAAAAUUUUCAGAAACUAGUGAUAUUUGCUAAUUUACGAGGACACAUUUGUGAAUCACCAACACAGUUUGCCUUUCUUUAUGAAAUGUCAACAGCUGUCUUUGUCCUAAUGGACAAAAUCCAAGAAGACGAACUGAAGAUUUUAAUGUCUUUACAUAAUGUAAAAGUAAAACUAUUCUUUGUGUUCAAUCACAACAAAAAUGAAGAAGACACUACGUCUGUUAAAACAGCGGUGGAAAAAUUAGGACUGCCAAAAAACCAAGUGAUCGCCAAAAAACGGGAAGUAAAUGUUGCAGAUUUUUCAAAGAAACUUCAUGUAUCAAUUAAGACUUCACUAGAACAGGUGUCUAGCUGGAUGAGCAUUGCAAGCAUGAGUGAUAAAGCUGUUGAACUUGGUCUGAUUGUGGAUGAACAUGGGAGUGCUGCACAACAGAAGGCAGCUGAGAGCAUCAGGGAAGGAAUUGGGGUACGAAGCAUACCUGACUACAAGAAACAGCAACUUCGUUUGCAGGGAGAAAAUUGGAAAAAACUUUCAAAGUUAGAAAAGGAGGAAUGUAGACUGAAUAAAGCUGGUGGUUCAGGACUGGAGCAUUACAUAUCAAAGCUCCAGAAAAAAAAACAAGAAAUCAGAAAGGAACAAAGUCAAUACAAACUAUCAAAAUCAAUGAAGAUUUUUAUUGACAAUUUAUCUACAAGUAAAGAAAAAAGAGAUUUUUUCUUGAAAUGGAUAAAACUCACACUGGAUUCACACUCAAGAAUCAAACUCUCUGAACUGAGAAACCAAUUAAAAAGGGAACAAGAAAAUAAAAAUGUAGAACGUGUUGCUGAAUUAGAUCAAGCUCUGCUGGAGAGCUCUUUAGGAAUCGAGCAUUUCAUGAGAGAAAUGGGUCUGAUCUACGAGUUUUCACAGGAAAACACAGAGGAAAUCUCUCGUCUCCCUCAACUGGCUGCUGAGAUGGUGAUGGAUGGACAUCCUUUAGAGCUUCUGGAUGGAGACGCUUCCAACGUCCCAGAAAAAUGGGUGUCAGCUGUACUUACUGAGGUCCAUAAGAAAGUUGGAAACAGGAGCAGAUUGCUGAUAGUAGCUGUUCUGGGUGUUCAGAGUUCUGGGAAGUCAACGCUCCUCAACACCAUGUUUGGUGUCCAGUUUCCAGUCAGCAGUGGCAGAUGUACAAGAGGAGCUUACAUGAUCUUCCUCAGAGUUCAAGAGGAUUUGAAAAAUGAACUGAAUUAUGAUUUCAUAGUUCUCAUUGAUACAGAAGGUCUCAAAUCUCCUCAAAUGGCUCAACUUGAGGACAGUAAUGAACAUGACAACCAGCUGGCAACCUUCGUCAUUGGCUUAAGUGACAUCACCAUCAUCAAUAUAGCAAUGGAGCACUCAACAGAGAUGAAAGAUGUCCUGCAAAUUGCAGUUCAUGCAUUCUUAAGAAUGAAAGAGAUUGGAAAAAAACCAGUUUGUCAUUUUGUGCAUCAGAACGUUGGGGCAGUUUCAGCUCAUUCCAAAUGCAUGAUUGACAGAAAACGCCUCUUGGAUCAGCUCAAUGAAAUGACUGAAAUUGCUGCUAAAAUGGAAAAACAACCAACUAUUAAGCAGUUCACUGAUGUCCUGGACUACGACAUGGAAAAAAACAACUGGUACAUUCCAGGUCUCUGGCAUGGCACUCCACCAAUGGCUCCAGUAAACACUGGUUACAGCGAAGCUGUUGCUGACGUGAAGAAAAAUCUUCUCAAGUUAGACGAAGAAUAUAACAGCAUGGAUGAGUUUUACAUCCCAGACUUUCUAGAAUGGAUGAAAAGUCUUUGGAAAGCAGUAAAAUAUGAAAAUUUUAUCUUCAGCUUCAGAAACAGUCUUGUGGCUAAUGCCUACGACAACUUGUGUAUAGAGUUCAAUGAGUGGGAAUGGGAGCUCAGAAGACAGAUUCUUACCUGGAAGACAGAAGCAGAGGAGGCAAAGAACAUCUGCAGCAUCAAGCGGCUGUGCAUCGGCCACAAGGACUUGGUGGAAGCAGGUAUGAAGAUGAUAACAAACUAG